AUGGCUGAAGGGUUCGUUAAGAAAGAUGGGAUGAAACGCCUUUCAGAUGUUGCUGAAGAGUAUCUUAAUGAUUUGAUUGGGAGGAGCUUACUUAUGGUGGCCGAACAAAAAUGUAAUGGUGGAGCGAAAACAUGCUGCAUCCAUGACUUGCUUCAUGAGUUCUGUUUGCAUAAAGCUCAAGAUGAUCAGUUCUUCUAUUUCCUUAAGGGAGGCUACGAUGAGCUGCUUCUAAGGGUGUUGGAUUUGGAGCAAAUCGAUUUAGGUGUUACAAUUCCAAAUGAAAUAGAACUCCUUGUUCGGUUGGCCUACUUUGCAAUUCGAAAAAAAUUUGGUGGCAUCCCUCCGUCGAUUGCUAACCUAUCGAAUUUGGAAACUUUUAUUGUGAAUGGUCAUUUUGGAAAAAACAUUUCAUUGCCAGGCAAUUUUUGGAAUUUACAGAAGUUAAAACAUUUUUGCAUGACAGGAAGUCGUUUUAACGGCGGUAUGUUGCCCCUGGAGAAUCUUGACAACUCACCUGAUUUAUAUGACUUGGAAAGGAUUUGUCGUGUGAUUUUGCCUCUUGACUGCAACAUCAUGGAAGGGCUAAUGAGAAAGUUUCCAAACAUCCGGAUUCGAUGA
This is a messenger RNA of Oldenlandia corymbosa var. corymbosa, 618 nucleotides long. Lineage: Eukaryota; Viridiplantae; Streptophyta; Magnoliopsida; Gentianales; Rubiaceae. The record is from the annotation of a GenBank genome assembly.